AUGGCCCGAGGUGAAUCCGUCCACGUGAAGAACAACCAGCGCAAGGAAUUCAAGGAGCGUCAAAAUGCCUUCAACGAUCGGCAACGACGCGGUGCCAUGCGACGUAAAAUCCAUGAGGUCACCGGCCACAAAUUUAUGGCGCUAUUCUUGCGGCAGCCCACGUUCUGCGCCCACUGCAAGGAAUUCAUUUGGGGAAUCGGCAAGCAGGGUUAUCAGUGUCAAAUCUGCACCGUCGUUGUCCACAAGCGAUGCCAUGAGGAUGUUGUGUGGAAAUGUCCGGGCAAUAAGGAGCAGGGGCUUGAUGAGAUCUCGAAAGAAGUGCAGGAUAGUGGUAUGGGACGGUUCAACAUCAAUAUGCCGCAUCGCUUUAUGGUGCAUUCCUAUAAGCGGCCCACAUUCUGCGACCAUUGCGGUUCUAUGUUGUACGGAUUGAUCAACCAGGGCCUCCAAUGCACAACGUGUCGCUUGAAUGUACAUAAGCGGUGUAAAAACAAUGUGGCGAACAACUGCGGCAUCAACGCGAAGCAGAUGGCCGCCGAAUUGGCCCAGCUCGGCCUCACCGGCGAUAAAAUGAGCGUGCGGAGCAAGAAGAAGCCCUCGAUAAUGAGCGCAAUGAGCACAGAAACGACCAGCACCAGCUUAUCGGAUCCCUCUUCCGUUAUAUCUGUGGAGCCGAAUCAGAAGAUUGUGCACACCGGCGGGAAGAGCAGCAUUUCCAUCCAGGACUUCACAUUCAUCAAAGUUCUUGGAAAAGGAUCUUUCGGAAAGGUCAUGCUGGCCGAGAAGAAGGGUUCGGAUGAGGUGUACGCCGUCAAGGUUUUGAAGAAGGACGUCAUCUUGCAGGACGAUGACGUCGAGUGCACGAUGUGCGAGAAGCGAAUUCUGGCGCUGGCUGCCAAGCAUCCUUUCCUGACGGCACUGCAUUCUUCUUUCCAGACACCGGACCGUCUCUUCUUUGUAAUGGAGUAUGUCAACGGUGGUGAUUUGAUGUUCCAAAUCCAGCGAGCCCGGAAAUUCGAUGAACCACGAGCAAGGUUCUACGCCGCUGAAGUCACGUGCGCUCUUCAAUUCUUGCAUAAGAAUGACGUUAUCUAUCGCGACUUGAAGCUCGACAACAUCCUCCUCGAUGCUGACGGCCAUUGUCGACUCGCCGAUUUUGGAAUGUGCAAAGAAAACAUCAACAAAGAUAAUCUAACAAGCACUUUCUGCGGGACGCCUGAUUACAUCGCUCCGGAAAUCCUGCAAGAACUCGAAUACGGCGAAUCGGUAGAUUGGUGGGCCCUCGGAGUGUUGAUGUAUGAAAUGAUGGCUGGUCAACCUCCAUUCGAGGCCGACAACGAGGACGAUCUUUUCGAGGCUAUCUUGAAUGACGAUGUCCUAUACCCGGUCUGGCUGUCCAAGGAAGCUGUCAACAUUUUGAAAGCUUUCAUGACGAAAAACCCGCAGAAGCGACUAGGGUGCGUCGCAUCCCAGGGCGGUGAAGACGCGAUUCGAGCCCAUCCAUUCUUUAGGGAUAUUGAUUGGGAUGCGUUGGAAGCUCGGCAGGUUCGGCCUCCAUUCAAGCCAAAGAUCAAAAACAAACGCGACGCCAACAACUUCGACGCCGACUUCACCAAAGAGGAGCCUGUCUUGACUCCAACUGAAGUACAGAUCGUGCGGACAAUCAACCAGGACGAAUUCCGCGGCUUCACUUUUGUCAACCCGAACUUCAGCUACAAA
Messenger RNA from Mesorhabditis spiculigera, 1719 nucleotides. NCBI's taxonomy places the organism in Eukaryota, Metazoa, Nematoda, Chromadorea, Rhabditida, Rhabditidae. The record is from the annotation of a GenBank genome assembly.